Messenger RNA from Planococcus citri (citrus mealybug), 1429 nucleotides. RefSeq lists its product as uncharacterized. The record is from RefSeq and is a predicted model, not a curated record. The transcript is spliced from 8 exons. Lineage: Eukaryota; Metazoa; Arthropoda; Insecta; Hemiptera; Pseudococcidae. Bases 295 to 1173 code for a protein of 292 amino acids.
UAAAAGUCUGCCUUGAUUUCUUUUGUCGGUUGUUAUAUCGCGAUCGUAAUUCAACUCGCAUUUUUACGAAUUCGAGCUAUAUUUCCGAAAAGUAAAACAGUGGCCGCAGUUGAUACUUUUCCAUAGAUAGAACGUGUCUUUCUUUACUACUUUGACAGGCAGUUGGAGAUGGAUUUUUAUAAUCUGUACGUAACGUAGGUACGCAAUAGUAAUUCUAUACGCGAGCGCGGCAUUGUAAUAAUUUCUUUCAUAAGUUAGCAAAAAUUGGCAAUUUAUCUCAACUUUUUUUCAAGAAUGAACUGGAGAAAAAACAGAAGCUUAUUCAAAUCAGCAUCCAAAGGACUCAUAGUAUUAUUCAUUUCCUUGAAUAUGUUCAACUAUCAGAUUUUAUUUUCGUACAUAGCUGGAACUUUAAAAUCAACUUGGUACAACUGGACAGUUCCCGAUACCCCAGAUGCAGCUUGCACAUUGGCCAAUCCAUUUUUCAAAUCCACAGAAUUUAGGAAUAAUAAAUGCGUUAGCUGUGAAUCAAUAACGAAAAUAUCAAGACUUUACGACACAACAUUUGAAGAAAUAGACGUGAAUUACAUCAAAAGAAACAGCCCUGUAAUAAUCACCGAUGCAAUGAUGAAUUGGAAAACUGUAGCUGUUGAUAUCUUUAAUAUAACCGAAUCUUACCGAAGGCAAUCGUGGAUACCGGAUCACAAACCUUGUGAUCUCUUGACAAAUUUUGAUUUACAAACGGAUUUCAUCCUAGACUAUCUAACAAUCGCUUCCAAUUAUUUAUCUAAUCAUUGGUUCAUUCAGUGGAAAAAUUGCGAUCAGAGGGCGGUGAAAAUCGCACGAAAUUUUUACCAACAGCCCUACUUCGUCAAAUACUACCUCCCAGCGGCGAAAAUAAAUUGGAUUUUAAUAUCUUAUCAAUACGAAACAAAUAAAUAUCACGAGAUUAACGUCGAGGGACGACGAUUCGUACAAUUUAUGCAGCUGCGAGGUUCAUUUAAAGUGAAAUUUCAGCCUCGUCAGAAGUGCAGAAACAGCUGUUCAAUAAUCAUAAUUACUUUGAAUGAAUCUGAAACAUUGGUAAUAAAUAGUGAUUUAUGGAGUUUGCAUUACAAACCGCUAACGAAUGAUAUCAACGCAGCGAUUAUCACGGAGAAUGACUUACGAUAACCAAACACUACGUAACUUGAAAGAAUGUUUCUUCCAAGUACUGGAUGUAAGACCACAGAUUAAAUUAAAAUAAGAUGUAUUUUUACAAAAACCAUGUAUUUCAAUAGUACACACCUCAACGAAUUAAAAUUAAUCUUGCGUCGAUUCAACGUUUUCCGUUCCUAAUUUUUUAAAUGAUGGUACUGGGACCCAUGAAACAAGUGUGUAUAAUUUGUUAGGCGAAUCUUCGUCUUCGUUUCUCCUACGUGAAAGCUGG